This is a messenger RNA of Cricetulus griseus (Chinese hamster), 1995 nucleotides long. The record is from RefSeq and is a predicted model, not a curated record. Lineage: Eukaryota; Metazoa; Chordata; Mammalia; Rodentia; Cricetidae.
AUGGAGACUAAUCACCCUAAACAGCUUUCAGCUGAACAGCCAAAACCCCCAGGGGACAAUUCAUCACUCAAGCAAAAUGGCCUGGGAAAGCAAGAUGGCCAGCAGCCCUCAACCUCACUCGAAGUACCAGAGCAGGAGACAAGUGUAUGCCCUGAGAAGGGCACCCAUGACAUCUCUGAAGAGUUGAACCGACAGCUGGAGGACAUCAUAAACAUGUAUGGGUCUGCUGCCAGCCCCACAGAGACAGAGGGUACCACUGAAGCUAAGGAGCAGCCCGAAAACACAGAGAUGCUGGACAAUGAGGAUGGGGACUGUGAAGAAACCACUGAAGAGACAGACAGAGAAGCCACUGCUUCUGAAGAGCCAGCCUCUGCCAAGGAGCCUGUCAGCAAUAAAGAGCAGAAACUGGAAAAGAAGAUCCUAAAAGGGUUAGGCAAAGAAGCUAACUUGCUAAUGCAAAAUCUGAACAAGCUGCAAACAGCCGAAGACAAGCUUGAUUUCUUAUUCAAGAAGUAUGCUGAGUUGCUGGAUGAGCAUCGAGCUGAGCAAAAGAAACUAAAACUCCUACGGAAGCAGCAGGCACAGAUCCAGAGAGAGAAGGACCAGCUUCAGAGUGAACACAACCGAGCCAUCCUCGCUCGAAGCAAACUUGAGAGUCUGUGUCGGGAGCUGCAGAGGCACAACAAGACACUGAAGGAGGAAACCCUCCAACGGGCACGUGAGGAAGAAGAGAAGAGGAAAGAGAUCACAAGUCAUCUUCAGACUACCCUGACAGACAUCCAGACUCAGAUAGAGCAACAGAGCGAGCGAAAUAUGAAGCUCUGCCAGGAGAACUCAGAGCUCGCAGAAAAACUGAAAAGCAUCAUUGAUCAGUAUGAGCUCAGGGAGGAGCAUCUGGACAAAAUAUUUAAACACAGAGAACUACAGCAGAAGUUGGUGGAUGCGAAACUUGAACAGGCUCAAGAAAUGAUGCAGGAAGCAGAGGAGCGGCACAAACGGGAAAAGGAAUAUUUGCUGAACCAGGCGGCAGAGUGGAAACUUCAGGCCAAAGUGCUGAAGGAACAAGAGACAGUGCUGCAGGCUCAGCUCACCCUCUACUCAGGAAGGUUUGAGGAGUUCCAGAGUACACUGUCAAAAAGCAAUGAAGUGUUUGCCACUUUCAAGCAGGAAAUGGAUAAAACAACCAAGAAAAUGAAGAAGCUGGAGAAGGAUACUGCCACAUGGAAAGCCCGAUUUGAGAACUGUAACAAAGCUCUGUUGGACAUGAUUGAAGAGAAAGCCCUGAGAGCUAAGGAAUACGAGUGUUUCGUGAUGAAAAUCCAGAGGCUGGAGAGCCUGUGCCGUGCUUUACAAGAAGAGAGAAAGGAACUCUACAAAAAAAUCCAAGAAGCAAAAAUAUCUGAAAAGGAAGAGCAGGGUCAGCACACCUCUGACGAAGAGCCAGAGUCAAAUGUCUCCGAAGAUAAAGAAAUAGGUGCAGAGGAAGCCAACAGUGUUCAAAACGCCAUGAAAAACUUGGCCACAGCUUUCACCAUCCUUCAUCAUCCAGAGUCCACCCUGGACCAAUCAGAGGAAAGACAACCAGCAGUGAUUGGUCCUGAGGGUGGAAGUGACAUCACCCCGCAGCAGCCUGAACUAGCCCUUCUGAACCCUUCCACUGCUUCAGGGAGUGCUGAGCUUCCUCCUCUGGUUUCUCAGGCUGAGACAGUAGGGCUCUGUGAGGCUGCACCUGCCUCUACAGCAAGCUGUACCCCUGCAGGGGCAGAGCUCCAAAGCCAGGGACUUCCUGCCGGGAACCCCCUGGACCUGAAGCUCCAGAAGCCAGAGGCAAAAGCUUCUGAUCAGGCCCCAGUGUCCCCAGCCCAGGGUUCCCUAACUGUAGUGGAGGCAAAAUGCACUGUUUCACCAUCUCCAGAGAGUGAGGGAGUCCCUGCUGUGGUGCCUGGCUGUGAGCCCAGGGAGCAGCCCCACCAGCAGCCACAGAGAUGCCCCUAG